Molecule: messenger RNA, 3206 nt
Organism: Suillus discolor
Lineage: Eukaryota; Fungi; Basidiomycota; Agaricomycetes; Boletales; Suillaceae
Exons: 3
Coding region: 234-2867 (877 amino acids)
Biological process (GO): regulation of Ras protein signal transduction; mitotic spindle orientation checkpoint signaling
Cellular component (GO): mitotic spindle pole body; SIN/MEN two-component GAP complex
Molecular function (GO): GTPase activator activity
Source: RefSeq, a predicted model, not a curated record
CUUCGUCGGUUUUCGUUAAACGCCAGGUACUGACCAGUUAUCGUCACCCAAGGCCAUUGUUCGUUCAUACGUCGCGUAUGUGAAUAUCACCCGUCCAAAUCAUCUGGCCGGUAUAUCUUCUAAUCGCCCUUCUCUCCAAUUACGCUCCCUACCAUUAAACAUCACUGACCUUCUACUUCGCCGGCCCCGUACGGGGCUCUAUAGUUUAUUUACAACAAAUACUGUAAUCCAACAUGUCCACCAUUCCAGCUCCCUUACUACCGCUCGCUCGUGAAGAGUGGCCAGAUGCAGACUUCGAUCUACCAGAUGGCGACCAUAUCCGUUCUCUCGACGUCGAAUCCGACAAGGAUGAUGAUGAUGAUGAUGAAGCUAUGGAUUGGGAUAUUGAAAUGGACCUCGGGAAAACUGGCGGCGCAAAGGCAAAGGCCGUCGUCGCUAGCAUGGCUGCCAGGUCACACUUCUCAAGGAUUGUCUCUGGCAACAUGAUCACAAUCCGUCCCCCACUCACUUGUCAGGAGGAAGAAGAUGAAGAGGAAGAUGAAGGUGUGUCCACUAUAAAGGUCGCUGCUCUUCAAAUGGCUGUUGCCAAGCCCCUUCCUUCUCCCAUCGACGAGGACAUCGAAUCUGCCUUCGCACUUCCUUCAGACCUCACACAAUUGUCCCUCGCACCUCUCUCGCUUAGCCAUCGCUCUUCGAAGAACUCCUUGGAAUGGGGUGAUCAUACUUCAUCAUCUCAAUCCUCUGAUGCAUAUUCCUCCCUUGGACUCGCCGAUGCUUCCUCGUCAUCAAACUCUGUAUCCUCCCUUUCCUUACACGAAACAGAAGAAAGUGAAUGCGAUGAAAACGAGAGCGAGCUUGAGGGAUUAGUCGUUCCCUCCGGCCUCUUCGAGUCCAGCCAGGGCGCAAAGCAUCUCAAAAAGAUGCUCGAACUCAAGAAACAGGCCCUGAUAACUGAUCCACGUAUAAAGGUUGCCAGCCCCGACCCCGAGGAUGACUUUGAAACGGGUCUCCUUAUCGAAGAUGAUGACGAUUUCAGCCCAAGCAGGCUCGUCAACACAAAGCAGAAUCAGCGCUACAAUCGUAGCAAAAGCGCUCCUGCUCGCGCACUCUUGCCCAUACGUCCGCCCUCAAGGAUGAGGGUCGACAGGGCAAAGUCGCCUGUCAAUCCUCCUAUAUCAUCUGCCCGUCAGUUACAGCGCAUUAAGCUUUCGUCUUCACCCCCACCCCGCCCAUUGUGUACACGUGCUCUCACUUAUAAGGAAGCACUUUCCGCCGCCCCUCCUCCUCCAACAAACACCUUUUUAUCCCCUAAACCUGGCAGUCUCCGAGGACAAAAGUCGCAUUCUGGCCUUAAACCCCCUACCCCUCCCUCGACACAACGCAAGGGGCUUACCCGCAAAGCCUCUUUGUCUUCCUUAAUGGAAUGCAGCACCUCUCAGGCAUCAGGCUCUGGUAUCGUUGUUACUGCAGGUCCAUCAUCAGGUAAACUCGCACGCUACGAGGCACCCACAGCUGCCUCACGCGCAAAGUCACACACGAGCUCAGCCAGUCGUAUCCACGGCCUCGACUUUAUCGUGCCACCCACGAGGCCAUCCACCCCUUCUUCAAAUCCUGCAGCACUGCGCUUGACUAUGCCAACUUCAAUGCGUAUGAAGUCGCGACCUGCCCUGUCCUCUGUCUUUCCCGGACCUGCCACUGUCACUACCCUCCCUACACCUCAGCCUUCACAUCGCGCGACAUCACCCAUACCACCUCGCCCUCCUUCAACAAUAUCAUUACGUAGUCGUGCUCAUCAGACGCAGACACCACUCGUACCUUCGACAUCAGCUCCUAAACUUCUGCGCCGACCAAAGCGACAACGCACAUACGGUGACGGCACUGAACUAGACGCCUUUGAUGACCUCCCGACGGAUCGAGAUAAGGAGGGAAGAUUUAGGGUACAACCUAAGGCGACAAAUCGUGGGUCUGUUGCCAACUUGUCAAAAUCUUCCGACAAGGAGAAAGAUAAGGAGACAGGUACGAUGCGCAAGAAGGGAAGAAAGGAUGUCACUAAUGUCUCUGGCGCACUUGCACCCGCCACCAACACCUUGAGGCGCACGGGUCGCAUUGAGUUCUCAAAGGCUUCUGGCACCGAGAUUUCCAUAAAGAAGAAGAAAGAUGCCUCAUCGCCUGUACUUGGUCACACAAGGAGAAAACCUACCCUGAUCCGCCACCUCGGCAGUGCAAGCGGACCAAAAGUCGUGGGUGAGAUGAAAUGGAAUCCGACAACCCUCCGUUGGGAAGGAAAUGAUCAAGUGCUCCGUGAUUUCGAUACAGUCGUCGGAACUUCCACACGCCCUGCGUUGAUUACACACCUCACCGGGUCAUCCAUUGGAUCCCCAGUAGGUUCCUUUGCCGCCGGUGCUCGCAAGGUCGGCAACAUGAUCUUCGACCCCACACGGAUGUGUUGGGUGUCAACAUUACCUCCCGAUGAAGAAGAACCAGAUGUCUUCGCCGAUCUCGCAGAUGACGAGGACGAUGAAGAUGCGUGGGAAGCUAAGGGAGGCACAAUCCGUGCCAGCCAAGGAUGCGCCAAUGGCGCCAUGUCAGAUACAAGCUGCUCGACAAAUUCAGCUAUCAUCAUCACCGCCCCCAGUCCAGCACGCAGUCGAAUACGGACAAAUUCCGAGUCGGAAAGCGAUCGUGGUUCAAGGGCAUCCAUUGUUUAUGACGUGGCUGAUAAUUUCGUGGAAAUAUGUCGUGCUGCAGAAGAAAGACACAGGCAAGAAAUCAAAGGAUGGCGAACGUCACGGCAGACGGAUCCUUUUGGUUCGCCUGAUCGACGAGAACUGUAUGAAAUCCGUGCCCUGGCUACCCGGAAGUAUUGAUAUUAUUUUCGUACCUUAUGCUGUUCCCCAGCUGUUCCCCAGUCUCCCCUGAUCGAACUGCACGACGACCUCAUGCAUGUCUUUGAUUCGCAUAUCCUUUUCCGGAGUUUUCUCAGAUUUGCCGUACAAAAUUAUUGGAUUUGUUCCAUGCCACUCCCUGGAUCGUUUGUGUAUUGUCGAUUCGAUUCGUCUUUGUUCGCCUAUCUUAUUACUUUUGCUUGAUUCUUUUAUCGUCGCUCGUUUGAUUUUCCUUUACGUUUCGUCUUGACUCAAUGUGUAUGGGAUAAUAUGGAAUACGCUGUUCAAAUACAUUGUGAAUAGGUCGGCAAUAAAUUAGGU